GUUUGUCGAAAUUUUGAAUUUUGAAUUUUAUUUUUCGUUCUAUUUGUUGAUAAUAAAAUGGCUGAAUUAAUUGAUUGGACAGAUAAUGAAGACAUUGUGCGAUUGGCGACAGAAAAUUCUGAAAUUUUAAAUGAACAUCUUAAAAAAUUUCUAAAAAAUCUUUUCCCAAAACAAAACAACAAUGUGCCAACAAAUGAAGAAAUUCUGAAAAGUUUAAAUCAAUUUCAUACAUUGAUUGAACAAAUAUCCGAUCGAAAAGAAUGCUAUGAAUUUCUUGAUUAUACACUUGAUUUGAUUGCUGGCCAUUCGGUUGUUCGCGACAUAUUUUUACAAUCUUCAUGUGGUGCCAUUCGUUACAAAUUGAUACAAUUAUUCUAUUCACUUUGUGUCAUUCGAAUUGAUCAUUGUAAAGUGAUUGAAAACAUUGUUGAUUUCAUUCUCAGCUCAUAUCAUGCUACACUUUCAUUGGAAGAUCAAACUUUGAUUCAAUUAUUGUAUGUUUUGGAAUCAAAUGGUUUUAAUAUGCAAAAAUAUCAUCCAUUUAUUUGGGGCGAGUCAGGUGCACAGUUUUAUGCUGCUAAACAUUCACAAAAACUACCAUUUCUACGUUCACCAAACAUUGAUGAAAUAUUCCAGAAUUUCAAUGGUCGCUAUUUUACAAAUUCAAUAUCUUGCUUUCCGAUAGACGUGGCCAUUGAUGAUGAAACAGUACCGAUUCUUGAAGGAAUAGAAUACAGUGAUCGAUAUGAUCCUCGUUUCAUAUUGCCAAUGUUUUAUCAUUUUCUUUCAGUUCAAUCGAUAGUCAAAUAUCAUAAAUUUAUCACUUACGGUUGUCUUGCCUAUACAAUAUCGGCAUUGUCAAGCUAUUGUAUACGAAUCCGUAAUAUUGCCUAUCGAAUAUUGGCACGUUUCCAUCAUCAUUUGAAUUGUGCCAAAUAUCCUGAAGAUCGACAAUUAUGGAUUGGAUUAAUUGAUUUUAUUCGAAGCGGAAUGAUUGAAGAAAAUCAACGUAUUGAAUGUAGCCAUACUGUAAUGUUUGCUCGUAUCAUUGAAAUAUUAUUGAAUCCAACAUGUCUUCUAUUUCCUACAAUUCGUAAUUUUCUAAUUCAUUCACAAUCAAAACCAAUGAAUUAUCGAUCAAUACCAUUUAGUUUGUAUACAGCUUGUAUAUCCAAUAUGGAUGGAACUAAUCCUAUAUCAUACAUGUUACAUCAAAAAUUCAUAAUCAAUUGGAUGAUUCAUUCAUUACGGACAGAUUGUGAUGUUCGUAUGUGGCACAAGAGGCAAACCAUCACCGAUAUGUUAACCUAUUACAAUUCACCAUUAUGUCCUAUCGAUAAUAGGCCAUUAAUAAUGCGAUUAUUACAAACUAUAGCCAAAUUAGUUGAAGGAAUUAAAAUUCUAUGUCAAGAAUGUGCAAUUUUUGCAUGGAUCAAUCAUCAAUUGAUAAUAGAACCACAUUAUGGUUCAUCAUCAACAUCAUCAUUGAAUAAGGAUGCAUUGUAUAGAUUACUAAUUAAUAUUUGGCAUACAGCAUAUAUGGAAUAUCGUCGCCAAAAUAAACAACAACAAGAAAAGCCAGACCAAUAUCAUCAUCAUCACAUAUUUUAUGAAUCAUUUUGUUUCGAAUUAAUAAUGAUGAUGAGUAAAAUUAUUUAUAAAGUAAAUGAUCCCGAACGUAUUGAUACAUUUGUGAAUAUUUGUCAUAAAUCAUUGAAACAUUUACCAUCCAAUUGUAAACGACAACAACAACAACAACGACAAAAACUCAUCAAAACAAUUGUUUGUUGUAAUUUACCCAUUAAUCUUGAAACAUUAUUGGCAGCGAAAAAACAAUGAAA
Messenger RNA from Dermatophagoides farinae (American house dust mite), 1841 nucleotides. Its product is annotated as nucleolar pre-ribosomal-associated protein 1. Gene Ontology annotation, cellular component: nucleolus. Gene Ontology annotation, biological process: maturation of LSU-rRNA from tricistronic rRNA transcript (SSU-rRNA, 5.8S rRNA, LSU-rRNA); maturation of 5.8S rRNA from tricistronic rRNA transcript (SSU-rRNA, 5.8S rRNA, LSU-rRNA). Lineage: Eukaryota; Metazoa; Arthropoda; Arachnida; Sarcoptiformes; Pyroglyphidae. The record is from RefSeq and is a predicted model, not a curated record.